AUGGCGAGCGAUGACAUUGCUAAGUCUGGCGGAAGUUCUGAGCACUCCGCGUCAAAGCCGGAAACCCUCCAGGCGGACGUCUACGCAGUCUCAGACUCCGAUGAAGACGGCCAGGCCUUCGAGAAGAAUCCGUUCUUGGACCCCGACGUUGCUUCUCACUGGGCGGCCGUCUACGAGAAGUCCAAUUACGAGUGCCGACAUGUCUUUGAUCCGGCCGCGACCUGGACCGAGGAGGAGGAGAGGAAGCUCGUUCGGAAAUUGGAUUGGCGUGUCUGUCUAUGGGCUUGUGUCAUGUUCUUCGGUCUACAAGUUGAUCGUGGCAACUUGGUCCAGGCCGUAUCUGACAACUUCCUCAAGGACUUGCACCUGAAUACCAACGACUACAAUUUCGGGAACACCAUCUUCCUGCUGUCGUUCCUCCUCGCAGAGCUCCCCUCCCAGUUGGUUUCGAAGAAGCUUGGCCCCGACCGAUGGAUCCCCAUGCAAAUCACCAUCUGGUCUGUAGUUGCCAUGUCCCAAUGUGCCAUCAAGGGCAAAUCGGGAUUCUACGCUACGCGCAGCAUUUUGGGUCUCCUAGAGGGUGGUUUCAUACCUGACAUUGUUCUUUGGCUCUCGUACUUUUACACGUCGAGAGAACUGCCGACUAGGUUGAGCUUUUUCUGGACGACGCUUUCCCUGACGACCAUUCUUACUUCGCUUCUGGCGUUUGCGCUUCUUCAUAUGCGCGGUGUGGCUGGCUGGGCUGGAUGGCGCUGGCUCUUUCUCAUCGAGGGAUUGAUCACCUGCACCGUCGGUCUCGCAUCGUUCUUCAUGAUGCCUGCGUCCGCAGUGCAAACCAAAACAUGGUUUCGUCCCAAUGGCUGGUUCAACGAUCGCGAGCUCACGAUCGUUGUCAAUCGAGUGCUCCGUGACGAUCCAUCCAAGGGCGACAUGCACAAUCGCCAAGCCAUCACCCCUCGUCGCCUGUGGAAUGCAGCCAGAGAUUAUGAUCUCUGGCCGCUGUAUGCGAUCGGACUCGUUGCGUAUAUUCCGCAGUCACCAGAGGGUACCUACAUCAGCCUGACUCUCAAAGGUCUUGGGUUCAGCACGUUCAACACCAACCUCCUCACCAUCCCCUAUUCCGUCUUCCACAUCAUGACCCUCUUACUCCUCACCCAACUCUCCGAACGCACCAACGAACGAACCCUCGUCUCCAUGAUCCAACCCCUCUGGACCCUCCCCUGCGUCAUCGCGCUCCGCUUCUGGCCCGGCGCUCUCAAAGACGCUUGGGGCACCUACGCCCUCACCACCGUGCUCCUCUCCUACCCUUACUGCCACGCCAUCCUCGUAGGCUGGACCUCCAAAAACUCCAACAACGUCGGGACCCGCUCCGUCUCCGCCGCCCUCUACAACAUGGCCGUGCAGCUCGGCAACAUCUGCGCGAAUUUCAUCUACCGCACCGACGACGCGCCACUGUACCGCCGCGGCAACACCCAGCUCAUCGCCAUCAACAUCCUGACCAUCGUCCUCUUUCUCUUCACCAAGGUCUAUUACAUCACGAGGAAUAAAAUGAGAGACCGGAAGUGGAACGCCAUGACGCCCGAGGAGCAGCGGGAUUAUAAGUUGAACACGAAGUUGACUGGCUCAAGGCGUUUGGAUUUUAGGUUUGCGCAUUAG
Amorphotheca resinae ATCC 22711 is the source of this 1656-nucleotide messenger RNA. RefSeq lists its product as hypothetical. Bases 1 to 1656 code for a protein of 551 amino acids. Gene Ontology annotation, molecular function: transmembrane transporter activity. The record is from RefSeq and is a predicted model, not a curated record. The transcript has 5 exons. Gene Ontology annotation, biological process: transmembrane transport. Lineage: Eukaryota; Fungi; Ascomycota; Leotiomycetes; Helotiales; Amorphothecaceae. Gene Ontology annotation, cellular component: membrane.